UUGAAUUCAGCAAUAAAUGGUAGUACUGGUAGCCCUAGAAAAAUAUGCCAGUAAUUCUGUGAACAUAAGUGUUCUCCUAUUCUGUACUUGGCCUGGGUGUGCAUGUCUGACUGUGCUGCAAGCCCACUGACAGUGCUGAAAAUAACCAUCUCCAGGAUUAUUUAUUUAUUUUAAAAACAGGGUUUUAAUUCUGAAGGGAGUCCUGUGGGUUUUCCUCCCUGCCACAUGCUAUGUUAAUUGCCCUUGGUGUGUACACAGAGCAGGCAAAGCUGCCCCAAGAGGACAGCCUUUGGGAGGAGACCUCACGGUCCCCUGUGUCACAGGGAACUGCCAUUUCAGAUUUUCUUGCAUGGACAGGACACCUGAAGAGCUAGAGAAGCCAUUUGAGGUCCCAUGACAAACAGAACUGUCUGCUAACACAGUGCCCUUUUAGAAGAACAGCCUCUGAGCAAGAAUACAAAUUGUUGUCGGAAUAAUAUGCGAACAGAUCAUGAAGAACUCUGUGGCACCAGUUAUGGAUCUUUUUGUCUAAAUGGAGGGAUUUGUUAUAUGAUUCCUACUGUAUCCAGUCCGUUCUGCAGGUGUAUUGAGAAUUACACAGGAGCCCGUUGUGAGGAGGUUUUGCUGCCCAGCAUCAAGUCCCAAACAAAAGGUGACCUGUUUGCAGCUUUCUUGGCUUCACUUCUUCUGCUAGGAGUUCUUGUAAUUGGAGCAUUCUACUUCCUUUGCAGAAGAGCUUCCAUUCCAAGGACGAGUUCCUCUGAGUGUGGUGCCAACCUGGUUGAGUCUACAAGCAGCAAUGGCUGCAACAAAAUAAUAACAGAGUAAGGCAUUCAAGUGGAAGAAUGGUGAGAAAACAACAGGCUGAGCAACCCUGAGAACACACUAGUUGUAGAGGCUGGCGUGGUAAGCAAGAUGAGAGAAGCAAGCAGACUGAAAUAGGAGCCUUGCUUAUAUGUUGGAGAAGACCCCAACCAGGACAUAACAAGAAACAAAGCUGCUAUGUGUUUUUAAAUACAGAAAUCACUAUCAUCACUAUAAUUUAGGUUUGAAUUUUGUGAGAUUUUUCAUAACAAGUUACUGUUUUCAAUAAUGCACAGGUAGAAGCAUGAGAUAAAUUUGGUUUUUACUGCAUGGGAGAUAUGAAAUAAUCUUUUUUUCACUUCACAGAUAAUAUGAGACAAUCAUGGGGGUUUUAGAAUGAGGUAAUAUUGCAAAUUUUUGAUAGGAUUGUCUUUUUUAACAGGAUUGCCCCAGAGGAGUUGAGGACUGUUUUGAUUCAGUAGCUUCAAAUUUUAUAGCUGUGAUACAUGUCCAGAAUUUGGCUUGUUUUAGAUGCACUUACCAGAUUGUAGGGGGAGAAAAAGUACCUUUCUCCAGCUAAUACUGAUAUUUAUUUUUUUUAAUAGUCAGAGGACAUGAGGAUGAGGUAUCACUGCUAGUGUGCUGGCCAGCUUCCUUGCUUGGGAAUUUAAUUCAAGUUGAAAGAAAAUAUUAAGAAAAGAGAUUGGUAAUGGUUAAAAGAAGUUUACUAAGCAGAGUAUUUACCCUUUGUUUGGUGUAUGUCCCUAAUAUUAAGCAAGGUACCAUCCUUGAUGGUUUUACUUCUGUCUUGCCUUCUUCUGAAAAUCACACUACUAAGGGAGAUUUAAACCUUACCUUAUAUUUUCCAGUUGGUAUUUCACAUACUAGAAGUAAGGAAUUUUAUUCAUCAGGCCCAUUCCUGAGACAAAAUAAUAUCCAGCCAGGUCUCUUGGCUGAACAAGUGCUGCCCUCUCUAAAGGUUUAUUUGUUUUAUUUACAUAACCAUUUGUUGAUCACACCAGUAUAUUCCAUAUCACUGUCUGGUUCCUCACAGGAUUCUGUUACUCAGACAAAGAGAGACCAAAUGACAUGGUCUGUCUCUCCUUCUGCCUUGACAACACAAAGAGAUUACCUGGUUAGUCAGAGGCAUAGAAAAUGUAAACUAAACAAUUUUCUCUGCAACUCAUUUCUAGCACUGGAGGUGCAUUUCCAUAAUGGCAAAUUGCCUGGCAGCUUGCUGUAUGGGAUUUAUAAGGUUGGAUUGAAGAGAAAGUUAAUUGAUAAAACUUCAGGAAUUGAAGGGAGACAAAAUGCAGAAUGCAGAUUUCUUACCACUGUAAUGAAAAAUCUUGAGGUGAAUAAAAAUAUAGAUGGAACUAAAAUGUUGAAUAAGCUUCUA
Molecule: messenger RNA, 2203 nt
Organism: Apus apus (common swift)
Lineage: Eukaryota; Metazoa; Chordata; Aves; Apodiformes; Apodidae
Gene: NRG4
Product: neuregulin 4
Exons: 6
Coding region: 478-828 (116 amino acids)
Biological process (GO): animal organ development; intracellular signal transduction; nervous system development
Molecular function (GO): chemorepellent activity
Source: RefSeq, a predicted model, not a curated record